Messenger RNA from Durio zibethinus, 2322 nucleotides. The record is from RefSeq and is a predicted model, not a curated record. Lineage: Eukaryota; Viridiplantae; Streptophyta; Magnoliopsida; Malvales; Malvaceae.
CAUCAUUUCCCUCCAAUUUCCACACGCACUCCUUUGAUAUUUCUUAUCACCAUUUUCAUCAUUUCUCUGUAACACUCCUUCACUACUGUUCAAAAGCUUCUCUCCCUCUCCCAUUCUCCUUUAAAAACCAAAACUUCAAAAAGGAAAAAGAAAAAGAGACAAGGUUUUCAGUGAAUAGACUGGUGUCAGAUUAUUAUUUUUUUUUCAAAUUUAAUUUACUAAACCAGGCGUUAUUAGAGGUUGAUUAAAAAUGGAAUCUGGGGCACAAGCUUUCCAACACCGCUUGCUGUCAGUGAAAUUGUGGCCCCCUAGUCAUAGUACCAGGCUAAUGCUUGUAGAGCGGAUGACAAAGAAUCUUACAACUCCAUCCAUUUUCUCUAGAAAGUAUGGCCUAUUAAGUAAUAAAGAGGCUGAGGAGGAUGCCAAGAAAAUAGAAGAGUUAGCUUUUGCUGCUGCAGAUCAACACUACAAGAAGGAGCCUGAUGGUGAUGGAAGUUCUGCAGUACAGAUAUAUGCCAAAGAAUCCAGUAGACUGAUGCUGGAAAUUAUUAAAAGAGGCCCUACAGUAAAGGAUGGAGAGGUAGCUGAUAAAACUAGUGUUCUUCAUGAAACUGUCUUUGAUAUAUCUGGAGGUCGUCGGGCAUUUAUAGAUGCAGAGGAGGCUGAGGGCCUUUUGAAACCACUUAGAGAGCCUGGAAAUUCCUAUACUAAGAUAUGUUUUAGCAACAGAAGUUUUGGCUUGGAUGCAGCAAAUGUUGCUGUGCCCAUCUUGUCAUCCAUUAAGGAUCAAUUGAUGGAGGUAGACCUUUCAGACUUUAUUGCAGGAAGGCCAGAGUCAGAAGCACUUGAAGUCAUGAAUAUUUUUUCAUCAGUCCUAGAAGGUUGUCACUUGAGGUACCUGAACCUUUCAAACAAUGCUCUGGGUGAAAAGGGUGUCCGGGCAUUUUCGGCACUCCUGAAGUCACAGAAUAAUUUGGAGGAACUUUAUUUGAUGAAUGAUGGUAUCUCAGAAGAAGCUGCACAUGCAGUUUCUGAGCUAAUUCCUUCUACUGAGAAGCUGAAAGUACUUCAGUUUCACAAUAACAUGACAGGGGAUGAAGGUGCAAUUGCUAUUGCUGAGAUUGUGAAAUGCUCCUACGCAUUGGAGGAUUUCCGGUGUUCUUCUACAAGAGUUGGCACAAUUGGUGGUUUGGCUCUAGCUGAAGCACUAAAGACAUGUACCCAUUUGAAGAAGCUUGAUCUGCGUGACAACAUGUUUGGUGUGGAAGCUGGAGUUGCUUUGAGCAAAGCACUCUCUCUGUUUGCAAAUCUUACUGAGGUUUACCUCAGUUAUUUGAACCUGGAGGAUGAGGGGGCAGAAGCACUUGCCAAUGCUCUGAAGGAGUCUGCAUCAUCACUUGAAGUUCUGGAAAUGGCUGGAAAUGACAUUACAGGCAAAGGUGCAGCUUCUUUAGCAGCCUGUAUUGCAUCAAAGCAAUUCCUCACUAAAUUAAACCUGGCUGAGAAUGAAUUUAAGGAUGAAGGUGCUAUUGUGAUUGGUAGGGCAUUAGGAGAGGGUCAUGGUCAGUUGAAUGAAGUUGAUAUGAGCACAAAUGCCAUUAGGAGAGCCGGGGCAAGGCUUUUGGCUCAAGUGGUUGUGGAAAAACCUGGAUUUAAGUUGCUGAAUAUCAAUGGAAAUUUCAUAUCUGAUGAAGGGAUAGAUGAGGUGAAGGAAUUAUUUAAAAGUUCCCCUGAUAUGCUUGGUCCUUUGGAUGAGAAUGAUCCUGAAGGAGAAGAAGAAGAAGAUGAUGAUGAUGAUGAGGAUGACAAAGAGAAUGCAGAAAAUGGGAAUGAAUUGGAAUCCAAGCUUAAGGAUCUCAAGAUCGAGCAAGGAGAAUAGUCAUGCUUUCUGUCUGAUGUUUUUGUCAUCAGGCUGAAAAUUAUCUAAAGGGUCUUUCUAUUUUCAAUUUUGCUUAUUAUAAGCUAGCGUAGCUGCAACAAUGGUGUGGUAUCCAUCCAUUGUGGGUUAAGUUUGUGAAGACUAAUUCCUCAAAGUAAGAUAUGGAAACAUCCUGAGUUUAAUAGUUGUAGCUCUAUUUAGCUGGGAAGUCGAUUUAGUUUAAACUUCUACUUAGUUGGGCAGCAUAUUAUCGUUCCUUUGUUGUAGCUGUAAUGUGCCUGGGAUAUAGCAGUCAUCUGUAUCAGAUAUCAUUGUUCAAUGGUUUAGCAUGGAUAUUUUUUUCAAAUGCUUUCUGAAAUUUUAUAUGAAAUAGCAAGUACUAAUAGUUAAGACAGGUAUUACUUUCACUCUGGCAUAUCAUUUGAAUCGAAUAAAGAAUUCAG